Messenger RNA from Brassicogethes aeneus, 447 nucleotides. The record is from the annotation of a GenBank genome assembly. NCBI's taxonomy places the organism in Eukaryota, Metazoa, Arthropoda, Insecta, Coleoptera, Nitidulidae.
AUGGACUUGUUUAAUCAGUGGGUUAAGUUGUGUCAAAAUAAACGACUUUUUGAAACGACACCUGAAAAAGUCUUCAAAAACUGCAGAGUGUGUUCAAAGCAUUUUGCUGAGAAAGACUUUAUAGCUAAUAGAAGGCUUAAUCGUCAGGCUUACCCAACAAAAUUAUUACCAGAAGGCAAAGCUCUGGCGCUGUCUAGAGACUGCAAAUUUAUCGAAACUUCGAGCGGAAUUCAGCACAACGUCGAUGAACUUCUGGUCGGCAUCCUGAAACAAAUUCGUCUGCGGGAGUUCAGGGAGAAGAAAAAGUCCGGCUUGAAAAGGGAAAAUCACAAGCUGCACGGCUCCAAAACAAGUCUGAGUUUGAAUAUCGCACGGGAAAUCCUGCAAAAGAUCUGCAUGAACGAUAUCAGCAAAUCGAAGUCAUGCGAAAAUUUACACGUAUUGUAA